This is a messenger RNA of Calliphora vicina (urban bluebottle blowfly), 2115 nucleotides long. RefSeq names its product vig2 (gene vig2). The coding region runs from base 174 to 1307 and encodes 377 amino acids. The transcript is spliced from 2 exons. Lineage: Eukaryota; Metazoa; Arthropoda; Insecta; Diptera; Calliphoridae. The record is from RefSeq and is a predicted model, not a curated record. Gene Ontology annotation, cellular component: cytoplasm; nucleus. Gene Ontology annotation, molecular function: RNA binding.
UUUACAACAUUGCAUAUACCGACCGUUUAUGGUGGAAAUAAUUCGCAUGUUUUCUUGAUUUUAUAUUGGUUUUCUUCGCUGUUGUAGUACUCGCAAACUUAAAACCGAAAAUUAAUCCGCAAAUUUGCAAGGCAUCUUCAUACUAAAAUAAAUUUUUAAAGCAACACUCAAUAAUGGAUAUCUCAGGAAACAAUCGGUAUGAAUUAUUAUUUAUGGAUGAUGACUCUGCCGCUUCACCGGCACAGGCCGAUUCUGCUAUUGCUAAAAAGAAGCCGCCGACCGCUGCAGCUCCAACAACUAAAAAAUCGACAGAGGGAAAUGCAAAGAAAACUCCCAAUGUUGAGAAAGAAAAUAAAUCUGGUGCACUUAACAAAAAUGAUGCCGGUAAUAAAAAGUCGGUCUCCGGUCAAAGUAAGCCUAAAAUCGGAGCACCUGGAACUGCGCUAGACAAAAACCGUACCGUUGACGGAGAACCACGCAAGGUUGCUUUUAAGUCGCAAAACAAUGAAGUUCGUGAACAAAGAAACAAUCGGCGAAACUUCCGCGAAGGUGCCCCUCAAGGUGGAGAAUUUGGAAAUGAGCAGCGUGAACCACGCCAAUAUAGAGAUCGCGACAAUAGAGGUCCUCAACGUAAUCGCGAAGGAGGCUUCCGUGGUGGUAAACGAGAGUUUGACCGCCAAUCUGGUUCCGAUAAGACAGGUGUUAAAUCCGUUGACAAACGUGAUGGUGCUGGUGCUCAUAACUGGGGUUCUGUUAAACAAGAAAUCGAUGACAUUAAUAAAUCAACGACUGAUGCCGAUGUUACUUUAACUGACAAGGAGGAAUCGUCAAAUGAACAAACGCCAGAACAAUCUGCUGUACCAGAAGAAGAAGAAGUAAAAGAAUUAACACUCGAUGAAUGGAAGGCAUUGCGUGGAGAACGCUCUAAGCCGCAAUAUAAUAUUCGCAAGGCAAAUGAAGGUGAGGAUACUUCUCAAUGGAAGAAAAUGGUUGUGCUAACCAAAAAGAAGGACGGAGAAAGCGAAGAAGAAUAUGAGUAUGAUCCAUCUAUGUAUCCUCAACGUGUUGGACGCUUGCAACGUAUCGUCGACAUACAAUUCAAUUUCAACGAUGGUCGUCGAGGUGGUGGUGGUUUUGGCAGAGGACGCGGUCGUGGUCCCCGCCCUGGAGGUGAUAAUAAAGGACCUCGUCCCGAUGGUGACAGACAGCCCAGACAGCAGCGUAACUUUGGUGAAAGACAACAGAAGCGCUCUACUCCAAACGCUCUUAAAGUUGACGAUGAACGUCAAUUCCCUACUUUGAGUUAAACAUUCAACAACUUGAAUAAGUUCUUGCUGGCAAAUAAACAAAUACAAGUCAGCUUGUAAACAAAAGAUGAUAUAAAUUCAGCAUUUUAAUUGCACAGUUGUCUCCUCAUUGCCACUCUCAUAACCACUUACUACACAACCAGCAACAAAAUUCGAUCAUUUAAUUAAACAUUUUCUUUUUUUACUCAUACUAACAUAUACAUACGUAAUUAUAUGGAGGUCAAAAUGAUGAUUAAGAGGAAAACAUAAAUUUGUUAAUUUUUAAUGGUUAUUUUUAUUAUAUAAAAUAUAUAUAUAAAUUUUUUUUCAAAACACAAAUGAAAUUAGUUGUAAUCAAAAUUGAAUUAAGUUCAAUUAACGUUUGAAAUAAGAUAGAAUGAGUGCCUAAUCGAAACAUGAGUAAAUAAAAAAACACAAAAGCGCCAGCAUCCAAAGAAUCAGCGUAUGAUGGCGCAUCAAAUCUCUAAUAUUGUGUCCUUAGAACUUAAUUUGAAUAAAGUGGACGGAUACACGAACUGUUGAGUGAUUCAUCUCACAAUGUGCAUGGUUUUGAUUAACGCUACUUAAGUUAUAAGCAAGAAAACAAGUAAUAAAUUGUUUAUUUUUAAUGAAGUUUUAAUUACUACAUAAUACUAUCAUUAAUUAAUAUAUAUUUGUAUAUUGGAUAUAAAAAAACAUAAAACUUCUAUUUUACCCUUAAUUACAAAUCUUUUUGGAAAGAAUUGAGGUCCUUUCGUGGAAUUGCCUCUUUUAUUUUUUAAUUAUAAAUAAAAAAAAACUAUUUCAAAUAGUUAAAAAUUCUAAAGAA